Messenger RNA from Papaver somniferum (opium poppy), 1503 nucleotides. RefSeq lists its product as uncharacterized. Lineage: Eukaryota; Viridiplantae; Streptophyta; Magnoliopsida; Ranunculales; Papaveraceae. The transcript has 9 exons. The coding region runs from base 557 to 1087 and encodes 176 amino acids. The record is from RefSeq and is a predicted model, not a curated record.
UGUAGUAAUGCAUCAUUUGAACUCAGAUUCAUAAACGUUUUCGAGCGGAUUUUGAAAUUCAGGUAACGACUCCGGUGAGAUUCGACCGUUUGGAACUAGCCGUUGUAGGAAGACGACACUGAGUAACGGCUAGAAUAGGCAACAGACGGGAGAACUCGGGAAGGGGAGAGAGGAGAGAGGGGAGAUCUCAUUUCGUAGCCGAUUUUUUCUAGCGGUGCUUCCACAGAAUCUGUACACAAUAUUGUAAACCUCACAAAGAUCACAACUAGUUAUCCAAUCCAUUACAGAUGAGGUUCUUCUUAUACAAUGGGAGAAUAGAAACAUCUUAACAAAAAUAAAACAAUUGAGUUUAAAUUUUGAGCUUUGUACUUUUUCUUAUGUUAGCAGGAGAGAUAAUCAAGUUGCAAAUGCAUUUGCUAAAUCUGUUAGAAGCACUGUUAUAAACAUCAAUCUGUCUAAUAAUUUUCCGGCUGAUUUUUGUAGUCUUCUGGCAAGAGACAAUCACUCUCAAAUCAGGAUUGCUGUGUACAAAACACUCUACACAUUUGGAAGUUAUAUGCCUGAUGUCAUGGCUGCAGUUGACCAGUUAAUUUGGUCGAAAAAAUUCGGUGAUAAAUUCUGUUACGAGUUGGAAUUCAAUUGGAGUCGAAUAUUGCUACAAUGGCCAAAAGCCUUUGCCCGCACCUUUCUUAGAAAUUGCAAAGCAGUCUCCAUGGGUUGGUACAAAGUUUUACUUCUGUGGUUUCAGGUUAUAAAUUCUGUUACGAGUUGGAAUUCAAUUGGAGUCGAAUAUUGCCACAAUGGCCAAAAGCCUUUGCCUGCACCUUUCUUAGAAAUUGCAAAGCAGUCUCCAUGGGUUGGUACAAAGGUUAUAAAUUCUGUUACGAGUUGGAAUUCAAUUGGAGUCGAAUAUUGCUACAAUGGCCAAAAGCCUUUGCCUGCACCUUUCUUAGAAAUUGCAAAGCAGUCUCCAUGGGUUGGUACAAAGAUAGUGAUGAUGUUCUGUGGAGAUCCACUAAUUCCUAUCAUUGUUACUCCUCUGGGUUCAGACCCAUUUAGUAAUUUCAGUACAGUGGUAGUAUUAUGAGUUAUAUAUUCAACUGGAACAUGGUAUGAGUACACCAACCGGUACAGGGGUCAAUCUUAUAAUAGUUGGAAUGGUUUGGGUGAACUGUUUCAAGGGUACCUUGAUGAUGGAACCAUUAGGAGUGUUAGAUAAUGCAAUGCUGGCGAAGACUGUACUGAGAGAGGUCUUCAAACACGGUGGUGCAAUCAUACAGUGAGGAGGCGUUGCUUCUUCUUUCUUCCUGUAACGUGAUUACAUUGUAAAUUUUCUGCAUAAUACUGUAAAAUUCGUGGCAACUAUUUAAUUUUUUUCACUGUUUAAUUGGGGGUAUGGAAUGUUUUAAAUGUCUAUGUAAUAUAUUUGAUUGGUAGAAAAUUUAUUAGGUCAUGUUUGUUGUAUGGGUACAGUUUAUUUGUUUAAUAGAUUGGUGAUUUUUU